GUUUGAGUUACCAAAUGUUGGUGACUGAAUUGCAGACGAAUAAAAAAUAAACUAUACUUUCCUCACAAAUAUGCUUUAAGCAAAAAGUAUUAUGAUUUGACAAUACUGAGAAAAGUUGAUUUUACAUGUUAUUCGGCUACAAUUCAGUCAUUUGGUUACUCAUUUCUUUUUUGUGUUUAAUUUCUUUAUGUUCUUUAAUUCAUUAAUUAAUUUCUUUAUUAAGCCGGAUAAAAAGUAAAUUACAUUCCUCACAAAUAUACUUUAAGCAAAAAGUAAUAUGAUUUAAAAAUACUGAGGAAAGUACAAAUGUAAUCACAUUUCAUCUUGAGUAGUAAUGUAAGUUGUGUUAAAAAUAGUACACUUGAGUCCAGAUCCUAAAGUAAUAACGUUACAUUUAGAUCCACACGAGCGUUUUGAUAUUGAUCAACGGAUGUUAUUUGUUUACUUUGUAUUUAAUGUUACUGAACUGAAAGACUAUCAGGUGAACUGUCACAUCAGCUCAGGACUGUCAGCGCAACUCUAUUUCGACUCCAAGGCGUUAACUGCUUGUAUUAUCUGACCCUUCUAUCUUACACUAAUGAGCGGCGCCCCCUAGUGGCACCACCGUGGGAGUGUCUCUCCCUGCAGUUCUUCACUGUCAAUGCUAAAGUGGCAGAGCUAGCGGCGGUGAUCAGCAGUGGGUGCUGAAACAGGAGUGAGUCCGCGGGCUGUUAGGGCAUUGUGCUAUUCAUGAACCUCUACACUUGCGUAGCGGAGGGAACGUCGAUCACGUUGCACUCAAGUAUUUAUGGAGAGUGUUAAUGGAGAGCGUUGUCUACAUUACAAACAUCCAUAAGUAAGUCGGGGCUCUGAAAUUCUAUGCGUGGUCACAGUUUUCUCGUCUGGCCACACCGUAUACAUGCCAUAAAUGCCUAGAAAAGAGAGGAGUCCUCGAACUUCCAAUGUGAUGCAUCUGUACAAGAGGAAAAUCACUCGACUAAGAUGGGUAAUAAGCAAACGAUAUUUACUGAUGAACAGCUAGACGCCUAUCAGGACUGCACGUUUUUCACACGCAAGGAAAUCCUUCGGUUACAUGGAAGAUUCCAUGAACUGGCUCCACAUUUAGUUCCUAUGGACUACACAGACGAUCCUGAUGUUAAAAUCCCUUUAGCUCUCAUAGUCAACAUGCCAGAACUGAAGGAAAACCCAUUCCGGAACAGGAUUGUGGAGUCCUUCUCCGAGGACGGCCUGGGGAACCUCAGCUUCAAUGAUUUUGUGGACAUGUUUUCGGUCCUGAGUGAGAUGGCCCCUAGAGAGCUAAAAGCCAUUUAUGCUUUCAAAAUAUAUGAUUUCAAUGUUGAUAAUUACAUCUGCAAGGAGGACCUUGAGAAGACUCUGAACAAGCUGACGAAGGAGGAGCUGACUCCAGAGGAGGUGAACUUGGUGUGUGAGAAGGCUAUUGAGGAGGCUGACUUGGAUGGCGACAAUAAACUCUCUUUCGCUGACUUUGAAAACAUGAUCUCCAGGGCUCCUGACUUUUUAAGCACCUUCCAUAUACGAAUCUAAGAGGGCUUUCUUUUUCAUGAGAGAUUACUCAGUCACGCUUCUUUGGAGCUCCUGACUGCAACUUGAAAUCUUCUUGAAAACCUUGGAAAUAUAGAGACCAUAGUAGUGCCUGUCCUCUACAGCUCUGAAGAGUUUUCACCUUGACCUUUUCAAACAGUGCUCACUUGGGGAACCAGGAUUUUGGAUCUCUUUGGCUCUGUAUUUACCUUUUUUUCUGAGGAAGCACAUUUUAGGAAGAGGAAUACAGACAAAAUGCAUGACUUUUUCCUGCUGGAAAAGUUCCACUGUUGGUUCUGAUCUUCAGAAUGGAAGAAAAAACACCUGGAGGCUUUGGGUCUAUGUUGGUGUGUCCCAUGCACCUGUGUGGUGUUUAAGGAAGACUAGAGUAUGGACUGCUCUAAUGGUCUUAUUACUCUAUGUCAGACUCUCCUCCUGAUGACUCCUCUCACCUAGGAUUAAGAUAUGUGUGGCGCAGAGGUGGACAGAUGAAGAUGGAAGAGGAAGAGAAGAAUGGCACAGUGUAGAGACAUAUAGAGGAUGGAAAGGGUGAAAAAUUAAGAGAAAGAAAAAGAGGGCUAAAAGCACAGCACUGGCAUCACAGUCAAAAAAAAACUUUUUUUAUACAGCUAUGCAAUCUUUCUCCAUGAAAUGCAUGAGUUGCAUUAAGUUUGCCCCCUGCUAUAAAUUGCUUUUGGUGUGUCUGGUUAUCUUGUUUCUCGUACUGCUUAUAGGACUGGAGCAUGACGACAAUCAUAUCAAACUGUUCUCCAGUUGAACGAAGGGCUCUGUCAUCUUGUCUUAUAUUCCGCCAUACAGUUUUUUUGUUGUGCUCUUCCCCUUCUCUAGUAUGAACGUGACAUGUGAUAGCUUCACCUGUCUCUUAACUUCAGGCUUUUUUCCAGUAUUUGAUGUCAUA
This is a messenger RNA of Colossoma macropomum (tambaqui), 2461 nucleotides long. It is a transcript of the gene cib2, whose product is annotated as calcium and integrin binding family member 2. NCBI's taxonomy places the organism in Eukaryota, Metazoa, Chordata, Actinopteri, Characiformes, Serrasalmidae. Gene Ontology annotation, molecular function: calcium ion binding. The record is from RefSeq and is a predicted model, not a curated record. The transcript is spliced from 6 exons. The coding region runs from base 982 to 1545 and encodes 187 amino acids.